Triticum dicoccoides is the source of this 1227-nucleotide messenger RNA. RefSeq lists its product as uncharacterized. NCBI's taxonomy places the organism in Eukaryota, Viridiplantae, Streptophyta, Magnoliopsida, Poales, Poaceae. The coding region runs from base 37 to 633 and encodes 198 amino acids. The transcript has 4 exons. The record is from RefSeq and is a predicted model, not a curated record.
UGUACACAUCAACUCUUAAGGUUAACCACAUUAGCUAUGGAUCCGUCUCGCUCUAGCAGGGUCCCGAAGAACAAGUUGUCUGCACCAGAACCUCUUGGGCAAAUAACGCCUUCAGAACCGCCUGCUUCUACAAAUACAUGUCAAGAUGAUGCAGCACACAAGAGUCAGCGUAAGCAUAUUGAAGAUUAUAUCUCCCAGCUGAGGCAAAAACUUCUUGAUGAUUUCGUAAAAACAUUCCUGCCGAAACUUCUCGAUGAUUUCGAAAAAACAUUCCUGCAGCGUACCAACUCAAGUGAUCCAACAGCUUGCUUGGAAGAAUGUAGAAUGACAUGCGUCGCUGCCCUUGUUUUGAAGGCCGUUCCCCAGCAUGUGAAUGAACAUUAUGAGUGGAGACUUACGUCAGGAAAACUGCCUAUCUUCAAGGAGCUGGAAAAUGAAGCCCUCACUCCCACAUUCGAGGACCAGAGCAUGACCGAUGGCCGUACUCAUUCUCCACAUGAAAAUUCAGUCCGUACCACAAAUGAUGCGAAGGAAGCGACAAGUAAAGCUCCUCCUGACACGAGGGACUCGUCCAGGAUUUCCCUGCCUCUCGGCGGGGCGACCGUCGAUCUGCCUGGACCCUCGUUGUCUUAGGAUUAUGGAGGCACGGUGGAUCUCAGUCCUUGCUGAUGGAGGGUUCUUGCUUCAUUUUUAGUUGUUCUAUUGAAUCCGUUUAGGGUUUGUGUCCUGCUCAGAAAGACGAGACAGCGUUGGCUAUCUGAAGUUGGAAUAAUGUUCUCCCCGUCUAGCCCCCAUUUUGGUGGUGUGUCUAGCACCAUCGAAGGGCGUUUGGAGGUUUGUCUCCGGCGGAUCUCAAGGGAUUCUGUCGGCGUUUGUCUUUGAUGGAUCCACUAGGAUCCGGUAUGUUUUCAUGUGUCUUCCAGUUGGAUCUCUUCGAUCUAUGUUUCUCUUCAUCGGCGGCGUUUGUUGUUGUGGUGCGUUGGUUCUAUUGGGCCUUAGCAUGUCUACUUUCCGACUGUCUACUACAACAAGGUUUGCACAACUCCAAUCAGGGAGAGGUGAUGAUAAUGACGUGUCUUCGGCUCGCUCCAGUGCUUGUAGCCUUUGUUAGUGAUCCACGGACCUGGAUGCAAUUUUUUUACUUCUAGUGUUCUUUGUACUACCUUGAUGAAUAGAUCAGAAAUUUUUCCGGCAAAAAAUUAAAAUAGAAGUUUGAUUAAGGAAUUA